This is a messenger RNA of Cephus cinctus (wheat stem sawfly), 264 nucleotides long. RefSeq names its product chromosome transmission fidelity protein 8 homolog. The record is from RefSeq and is a predicted model, not a curated record. Lineage: Eukaryota; Metazoa; Arthropoda; Insecta; Hymenoptera; Cephidae. The coding region runs from base 1 to 264 and encodes 87 amino acids. The transcript is spliced from 3 exons.
AUGCUUGUGUGCGUGAAAAGUAAUCCUGAUGGAAAAGAGGACUGGGUUUUAAUCGAAUUGAAGGGCGAUGGAGGGUACCAUAUUUUGUACGGGAAAGAUACUCGAAUCAGUAAACCCAUAGCAGUCUUAAAAAAGAAAUCUAAUAGUGAAGGAUGUCUAAAUGGAGAACACGCUGCAGAAUAUACAGUGAGAGCAAUUGCUACGAGGAAGAUAGUAUUCAAGACUCGACCAAAACGUAUUGUUAAUCACUUCAUAACACAGUAA